UUCAGUGAGUUAGAAGCAUUCGUCGUGAACGGACGUUUUCCUUUACUUGAGAGUUCGUUGUGGCGCAGCGGAGAGUUCUGUCGAGAGUGAGCGAAGGUUUUUUUUUUCUUCCCCAUCGGUUACCUAGUUGUGUUGAAAUAGUGUGUGGUCGCCUGUUAGUGACGGUCGGUAAUCGGAAAAAUCGUGAAAAUCCUCACACAGGAUACUGGAAGCCGCAGGAAUACCUCCGUACGGGAGUAUGUGAACCGUUUGGUGUGCGUUCGUCGUGAUUGAAAGGGGAGCCGAGUUUUUGCUCCGCGGAGGAAUUGAAACGCGCGAUUGAUAGUUUUUAAUUCGCGUAUCGGUUGUUUUCCGACUUUUUUUCCGGUCAAUUCCGUGUGCGUUUGUUGUUGAUCCAAAACGUGUGACACAGAGUGUGUGUAGUGUGUGGAAAAUCUGCUCCGGUAACUCAAUUGAUGUGCCAGCAGAGUGAUUCGAGGAGAAGCUGCAGGAAAAACUGAUUCAGAAGUGAAGUGAAGUGGAAAACGAAGAAACCGAACCGAAUGAGCGAAUAAUAUUCGCCGCCGCUUUCCGAGUGAGCUGUGGAGCUGGAGAUCAGACGAAGAAAGAGAUUAUAAUAAUGAUGGAAAAAUUAAAAUAAAAUGAAAUUAUGAUAAUGGCAGAAAGAGUGUGGUGAAGCGAAGGGCAGCAAAAAAAGAGUAAACGAAUACACGGUUUGGGAUGAGCAAGGUGUGUAAGUUGUGCAGAUUUGUGCAGUUGAGAGGAGCAACACACAGCUUAAAAUCCUAUUAGAGAGUGCAGCAGAAGAAACGGAAAAGGGGGUUUUGUGAUCAACCACCGGUGGUUCUAAGCACGCCAUCACUAUCUUUCUAUCCAGCCAAGUGCAGCAGACAGCUCCUAAUGUGGCAACUCUUGCGUCUGCUGAAAUGGACAGACUAAACUAACGGCAAAGGAGUGUGGAAGCGAAAAUAAAUAUUUUUACGAUCAUUUGAGCGUCCAAAGGGCUUCGGCUGAACCCUUCCUUAUCUGAAACGCAGAUUUCGCAGAGUGAAGUUCCGUCGUAACGCUGCGAAAUAAGAAAAAAGUGCAGCUCGGACGAAACGGCGCUGGAAAUCAAGUCCGUAUUGUUUGUAUAAAAAUAGUUAUCAUAAAAUUAAAUAUUAAUAACGAGCCCCCUGCCGUAGAACAAGUGAACAUUAGGCAGAACCUCGUCGGUCGCACUUUGGGGGCUAAAUGAGUGUGGGAGAGUAACGCAAAGAAGAGUGCAGAAAGAGUGAGCGAAAAUAGGCGCAGAAAUAAAUUGUGCGAGGUUAUGAUUCCAUGUGUAUAAUUUUUGAUAAUAAAUUUUUAUUGAGCAAUAUUGUAUUGUAAUCAAAUUCAGAUCGCAUAAUUGAAGCACUGGUGGGGCUUUAUGACUGUUGUUGUUGCUGGUCGGUAGUGCGUGAUUGUGUGAACCCAUAGCGACCAAGGGGGAAAAACGAAGUGAAAAGAACGGGCCUCGAACGCAGGGCUGUAAAGCAAAUAACGAAUUAUACAGAUUAAUUAUCGAGUGCUUGGCUAGAAUCUGAUUAGUGCGCGAAGCGAGCAUUUGCGGUACGGUAUCGUGUAAUUAUCCAAUAAGCCACACGAACCCGUCGUCGAGAGAGACUCAUCACAAAGAGGAAUACAAUUCUUUGUGCACCGGCGGCACUCAUCGCAAGCAUAAGAAGAGGAGUGUCCAACCCUCCAACCCAAAUCCACCCGGAACUUCCACAAAAAAACCGCGAAAAUUUCCGCCUUACUCGACGCCCGCACGGUUCCACAAAAAUUCUGCAAACUGGAACCAUAUGACGUAAGCACGAUGUACGCGUACGCGCAGGGUGGAUCGCAGGGUCCGCCACACUACGCUACGCCUAGUCAAGCGUACCUUCCGGCGAGUCACCAUCCGGCCUAUCCGCCGUAUCAUCCGGGUCCUUCGACGCCGCCGGCGACGAUCACCUCCUAUAACAACGUUCCCGGACCGUCGUCGUUGCUCGGGCACCACUAUGGGUCGCCGCAUCACAUGCCACCGCCGCCGCCUCCGAUAUCGGCUGCAACGCAUGGUUCUUCGGCGGCGGCAGCGGCCGCGGCAGCAGCAGCAGCAGCCGCCGCAGCCGCAGCGGCUGGAGUUAGCCCGAUGCAGACCGACCCGCAGCUGACGGACUUGAAUGCGCAGCUCGGGAUCCCCAAGCGGAGAAGAUCUGAUGAGGAUAGUGCUAGUGGUAACAAAUACAACAGAAUGGAAGAAGACAACGUUCAAGAGAAGGAGCGAUUCGCCAGCCGGGAAAACCACUGCGAGAUCGAGCGGCGGAGGCGAAACAAAAUGACCGCCUACAUCACGGAACUGUCGGACAUGGUCCCGACGUGUAGUGCCCUGGCGCGGAAACCAGACAAACUGACGAUCCUGCGGAUGGCGGUGGCGCACAUGAAGGCGUUACGAGGGACCGGAAAUACCAAUACCGAUGGAUCCUACAAGCCUUCGUUUCUUACGGACCAGGAGCUCAAGCACCUGAUUCUGGAAGCUGCAGACGGAUUUCUGUUUGUGGCUGGCUGUGAUACGGGUCGUAUAAUCUACGUGUCCGACUCGGUGACACCGGUGCUGAACUACACCCAAAACGAGUGGUACAGUGGAAGUUUCUUCGACCACAUCCACCCGGAUGACAUCGAGAAGGUUCGGGAGCAGCUCUCGACGCAGGAACCAUCCAACAGCGGCCGAAUAUUGGAUCUCAAGACGGGCACGGUCAAGAAGGAAGGACAUCAAUCAUCAAUGAGAUUAUGCAUGGGUUCGAGGCGAGGUUUCAUCUGUCGGAUGCGAAUCGGUCCACUGACGCCGGAAUCGAUGGCCCUGGGUCAUCUGAACCGGUUACGACGGAAAAACUCGCUAGGUCCCUCUCCGGACGGUCACAACUACGCGGUCAUGCACUGUACCGGCUACAUCAAGAACUGGCCUCCAACUGAUAUGUUUCCAGGUGUGACGAUCGAUCGGGGCCAAGACGACGACCUGCACAACACCCACUGCUGCCUGGUGGCGAUAGCGCGGCUUCAGAUUACCUCCUCUACGACGGCCAACGACCUGAACGCCAACAACCCGAACGAAUUCAUCUCGCGGCACGCCAUGUGCGGGAAGUUCACGUUUGUGGACCAACGGGUGAUCGGGGUGCUCGGCUACCAACCGGUGGACCUGCUGAACAAGAGCUGCUACGACUUUUUCCACCCGGACGACAUCGCGCACAUGAAGGAGAACUUCGAACAGGUGCUGAAGCAAAAGGGACAGAUGUUUUCGGUGAUGUACCGGUUCCGGGCGAAAAACAAGGAAUGGGUGUGGAUGAGAACGCAAGCGUACGCCUUUCUGAAUCCCUACACGGACGACAUUGAGUACGUGGUGUGUACCAACAGUUCGGCAAAAUCCCUCCACUCGACGCACGACGCCGUGGGGGCGGCCGAUCCGGCCGACACGCCCGUAUCCUACCAGGCUCCAGGACUGGACUACUCGAUGCCAAGCCGGCGCGAAACGACACCCUCUAGUAGUAUAUACAAUCCUCACAACUUGAUUUCACACUUGCCAUCACAACAACCGCCAUCAGCAGCGACAGCCGCGGCCGCCGUGGUAGCCAAUGCCUCGAUCCAACGGCCCGACAGUGCGCACAACCCGGUGCAAUAUAGCUAUAAUCCAACGCCUUCUCCUAUCCAAUACGGUUCUCCUGGAACGCCCGGGGCAUCCGGUUCGCUGGGACACAUCUCCAAAACAAACAACACCUCGCCAACGCCUGCAGCGACCGCAUGGUCACUCCGACAGCCCCAACCCGUUACCGAAGGUUACCAGUACAGUGAGCUGAGCCCGAAUCGAUCACCGACAGGACCCACGUACACGCAGCUUAGCGCAACCGGUUCCCGGCAAACGUCGACAUACACGCCAUCUUCGGCGCAACCUGGCUCGGGUAUCUGGACCGGAUGGCAGGCGCAUCACCCGGCAGCCCCGGAACCAAUGCAGACCAGCAGUAGUAGCGCAAGUGGGGCCGGCGGUGGAGGUGGCAGCAGUAGCAAUAGUUCUGCCAGCACCGCCCCUCCGCACUUAUCGCAACAGGACAUCCCGCCUGAGCAUGCUCAACACAUGCAACAGCAUCAUCCGGCUCUGCAGCAUGGCCACGGUCCGCAUCAGCAGCACCACGGGCACCAUCCAGGACAUCCGCAGCACCAUCCCCAUCAUCCGCACCAUGCGGUAGCGGCAGCGCAUCAGGUUCAUCACCCGGGUCAUCAUCCGGGGCAGCACCACCCAGGGCAGGGCCACGAACUGUCCGAUAUGCUGCAGAUGCUGGACCAGAGCGGGGCCACCUCGUUUGAAGAUCUGAACAUCCACAUGUUCAACACGCCAUUCGAAUGAAAUUUGUUGUACUAUGGUUAUAACAACUAUAACCAGACGGCAGCGGCGGCGGCAUCCUAUCACAGUGGGAGCGGAAGCGGAAGUGGACUAGGCAAUGGAACGGGGAUCAGCGGCGGCGGAGCAGGAGGGUUUGUUGGGGGACUCACCAAUGGGAACCAUGGGGUCACUGCAACGGCUGCUGCCGGCGGUUUGGCCGGCUUUGGGGGCUACAUCAAUGAACAAAUGUAAAUAGUUCUGUGGACUCUUUUUGUUCGGUUUUCUCCACGAAAUUAUACAUAGUAGCUAAAAUGGCGGCGAUUGGAAGAGCUUUAAUUUAUUGUUUAAAAUUAAACCAGAUAAUUACUAACACACGCUCAAUAGAUGUCCCCUUUUUCAGAAAUAGAACUUUUAUCUCACACUUUUAUUCAACUCAUUGCCGUGAUUUUCGUAACGUCUCUCUCUACAACAAAGAUCUGCCAAUCGACCACGGAACAACCGGAGCAAAUAAAAAAAAAGACGCUGACUAUUUUGGAGAGGGCAAAUCUAAUUUAAAUUUUUUAAACAUUCAUCCAGGACUUUUUGAGGUUCAUAGAAGAUAGAAGCAAAAUCAAAAUCAACGAAGAAAAAACAGAUGUUUAAGGCUAUUAUUAGAAGUAUAAGAGAUGGAGCAAGGGGCGAAACAAGCGAUGGAAAACGAGUUAAGGAAACGUAUAUAGCUGUAAUUGUAUUUGUUUUAUCGUUAGGCUUUCCUUUUCACGUUUUUCGAGCGCAAACAAAAAACAGGUAAAGUCGAUUUUUAGUACUUUUUAAAUAAGUAUAAACAGAAUUUUGAUUAUAAGCUUUCCUAGACCCGGAAGAUUAAAAUUUAAAAUGAUGCAUUCAAAAGCGGCAAACAUUGUGUUCAAUUACAAGCAAAGCUUACAAACAAUAGUCACAGACAUUUCUUUUUCGUUUUCAAACGAAUUUCGAUCAGGAGCCCCUAACAUUGUUCUCAUCCAAAGUUCACAUCAAGCAGAAGGAAAUUAGAAACAUUUUCACUAGUUUAUUGUCUUGAUAAUUUUGUGGGAACAAAGGUGUGGCCGUAGCCCCAAAAGUUUCACGCUAAAACGAUCACACAGCCACUGCACUAGAGUGCGGCUUUCCUUUCGAAAAUUCUCAAAACUAAAAGUUCGUGUUCUCUUCUGAAUGCACAUCCCAUCAGAAGAAAUACAUCAAAGCUUUGGCCAUGAAUAUUAAUCAAUUUGUAAGUUAUAAAAUAUGACUUUUAGUAGAUUAUUUUCCAUCAAUUUAUAUCUACAACAUCAUUUAUUUUUUCAAAUUUAAGUUUAUGACAAGUUUGUAGAAUAUCAUAUUUGUCAACCUGAUUGUUUUUGAAAAUAAUUCGAUUGCUUUUGUACAGCUCUGAGAUUUCUAAUCUUUGUCUUAGUUAUUUAACAACAACUACUAAAAACACGAUUUUUUUUUUCUAUGACACGUUUUCCAGAUGUUUAAGCGUUAAUACCAAAGCUGAUUUUGUUUAUUCUCAUUGUCAAUCUUUUGAGGUGUUAGCAAAAGUUUUUAUUUAAUUGUAAAACAUUUUUGCAUUUAAAAAAGGCAUUAUUCAACUUGUAGCCUUGGGUUUGGUUGAGUAUUCAUAAAGUUAUAAAAACACUAAAAAUAAGUUGGAAAAUAACAAUGCUAUGAAAAUUUCACUUGAGGUCAUAUUUUAUAACUUGAAUAUUCACCUUCAAGACACUUGCACCAUAUCUAAAUUAUCUUUAGUUCAAACUUUAACAUUUAUCUUUAGAUGUGAUUUGAAUACAGAAGACCACAAUGUUUUACGAUUUUUUGAAAAAUAAACCGCACCUUAGUGUAAGUUUACUUAAACGACUGAAGUCUUGGUUUAGUCUACAGCAUUUUCAGAAGACAGAAAACUAGUGAAAAGGUUGUAUCACCAUUUUACUUUUCAGCAACACUUGUGCCCAUGUUUAAUUAGAUAAAAAAUCACAAGAACAAAGCAAUGUUCAUAGCUUGCAUAAGAAUUAUUAUUACAUGUAUUAGUAUAAAAUUUGUUAACACAUACUUUCGUCUCAAUUCCACUCAGCAUCAUCAUUAGGUAUCAAAAAAAAAAUCAGUCAUGAAUCUUGCUAGUUUGAAUGGGGAUUGGAGCGAACAACUGGAACUUGCUUGAUUCAAACAAAUUGUAUAAAGAUAGUAAGAGAGAAGUAGCAGAAAAUGAUCAAACUCCAUUUUGCAUUACACAAAAAAAACCCUAUAUCAUUAAAGUAAAGUCAAGACAAAAUUCCUAUUGAGUAUGGCAUCCGGCAGGCGAAACAAGUUUUUUGAAUAAAAAAAAAUCGAAAGGAAGCAGUUCAGCAUUCGUUAUCUAAACUGUAAGAAAUUAUUACUCUUUAAGCUCAGCAAACAAGGCAUACCCGUGAAUUGCUAGGUCUAAACGCUAAAGUAUAAGUCUUGAAAUUUUAUUAAAAAAGAAACGAAAAAAAAAACAGCGAUUCAUCGGGAGCUAGGGAUAAAUUGAGAAACUAAAACAAUUUAAUUUUGGAUGACCGCUUAGAUUAUGUAACCGUAGGCUUAAUGAACAACCAUUAACUUAAUUUAAUUAUGAAAAGAGAAAGAGAGAGAUAGAGAGUGUUGUAUAAAUCUAGAGACGCUGAAUGAUUCCUAACAAUUGAUUAUAUUUUCAUCCCACGAUCGAAAUAGUUACAGCAAUAGAACAUAGGUUGGACCAUUAUCUUCCUCUACAUUUUAGGAACGCAACAAUACUGCAACAACGCCAUCUGUUUUAUCGUUUGAUUGUUUUUUUUUUUUUUUUUGGUAGGAUUAUUUUAAACGUACAUUUCCUAUUAUACAUAUAAAGAAAAGCUUGCAUAUGCAACCUGAAUUGACUGUUUUCAUUACAAGUCGGAAGCAGCUGACGGAAGCGCCUUUGUUGAAAUCAACACGGCGCUCUCACGAAUUAUUCCUAGUUAUUCAACCCAACACACAAUUACUGUAAAGCAUUUAAUUUAGUUAAACAAAACAGGCAAAUCCGACGGAAAGCAGCCCACAACCGAAUAAUUUAUUUGUAAAGUAGAUAAAUUGAUUCUAAUGUCUUUUGUUUUCUUCAGACAAUGAGAAUCGUCCACACGGUCCGCUUUCCUUCAAUCGAGAAGAGUUAUGGGACUAUGUGGAAUGAUACCAGAGAAAGUGGUUUCUUCCUGAAUAUGAAAGCAAAGAAAAGCAUGAAUAUAUUUUUUUCGACAAGCAAUUCAAGUCUUCAGUAAAAAAAAACAACCACACGCAUACACUCACAAACAAGACCCGAAAUGGAUUAUUUUUUUGUGAUUUUUACAACUGCUUGACUGUGUGAAGAAGGGAAAUAAGCAUCAUGUUCGCAGUUUUAUCAACUGAAGGCAGAUUGUGCGAAUGAUUGGGAAAUGAAGAAUAGAAAUGAAAGUAAACGAAAAACUUAGCUAUCCAUUUGUA
Aedes aegypti (yellow fever mosquito) is the source of this 7843-nucleotide messenger RNA. RefSeq names its product aryl hydrocarbon receptor nuclear translocator homolog (gene tgo). Lineage: Eukaryota; Metazoa; Arthropoda; Insecta; Diptera; Culicidae. The transcript has 13 exons. Gene Ontology annotation, cellular component: cytoplasm; aryl hydrocarbon receptor complex; transcription regulator complex. Gene Ontology annotation, molecular function: DNA-binding transcription factor activity, RNA polymerase II-specific; protein dimerization activity; RNA polymerase II cis-regulatory region sequence-specific DNA binding. Gene Ontology annotation, biological process: regulation of transcription by RNA polymerase II. The record is from RefSeq and is a predicted model, not a curated record. Bases 1841 to 4399 code for a protein of 852 amino acids.